Messenger RNA from Cynara cardunculus var. scolymus (artichoke), 1281 nucleotides. Its product is annotated as phospholipase A1-IIdelta-like. Gene Ontology annotation, molecular function: glycerophospholipid phospholipase A1 activity. Gene Ontology annotation, biological process: lipid metabolic process. NCBI's taxonomy places the organism in Eukaryota, Viridiplantae, Streptophyta, Magnoliopsida, Asterales, Asteraceae. Bases 1 to 1281 code for a protein of 426 amino acids. The transcript has a single exon. The record is from RefSeq and is a predicted model, not a curated record.
AUGGCAUCAAAAACAUACGAGGAGUUGCAUGGGAGCAACAACUGGGAUGGUCUUCUUGACCCUUUGGACCCAGGCCUACGAACUCUUAUUCUUGGCUAUGGUGAUCUUUCUUCAGCUGCUGAACGGGCAUUCAAUAACGAUGAUGGCUCCAGGUACGCUGGCUGCAGCUGCUACGGCAAAAGCUCCUUCUUCCAAGGAGUUAUGCUCCCUUGGGCUGAAUCCAAGUACACCGUCACUUCUUUCAUCUACACCACUGCUCAUGUCGACUUCCCACUUUCUUCUCUCAUCAGUCCCAUGUCUCGUGAAAAUAGUGAAUUCGAAUCAAACUGGAUGGGGUUUCUAGCAGUUUCCAAGGAUGAGUUUAGUAAGUCCAUCGGCUGCCGUGAAAUAUGCGUGGUGUGGCGUGGGACUGUCCGAACUUACGAGUGGAUAAAUGAUAUCAAAGACGUCAAGCCAGUUACACCUGACCUACCGAUCCCUUCUGGAAAUGGCGGGAGUACUACCGGAGGUACACCCAAAAUCAUGGAAGGGUGGCUCAUAAUCUACAACACAAGUAACCCAAAUUCCGAAUCCGUGAAAACAAGUGCUAGAACACAACUCUUGGCACAAAUCAGAGGGUUACUGGUUAUGUACAAAGAUGAAAAAAUUAGCAUAACGUGCACCGGACACAGUCUUGGUGCAAGCCUAGCAAUUGUAUCUGCUUUUGACCUUGCUGCGAAUGUUGCAACGCCUGAUAUCAAGGUAUCGGCAUUUGUUUUUGCUUCUCCACGAGUGGGUAACCAGGAUUUCAAAGAAAAGAUGGAGGAACUACACAACCUCAAAGUAAUGAGCAUAAAGAAUGUGAAUGAUAUCGUCCCUAAGUGGCCAAGCAAGGUAAUGGAAUGGGAUGACGACAAAAUUAAAUUUAUGAGUAUACCAAAACAUGUGCUGUCGUACGUCGAUGUUGGGAUCGAUAUACUGAUUGACAGCAAAAAUUCACCAUACUUCAAAGAGAAGGAUGGGUUGGAUGUCUCACAAGUUAUUGAUUUCCAUAACUUGGAGGGUAUGUUGCAUCUUGUGGCUGGCUACGAUGGGAAAGAUCGAGAGUUUGAUUGGAAAUCAAUAGUGAAGAGGAGGAGUUUGGCUUUGGCGAACAUGUGUGGUGAUCUUCUGAAAGAGAAGUACAAGAUACCUCAGUCAUGGUGGACUGAGAAGAACAAAGGAAUGGUGCUUAAUGAUAGUGGGGAUUGGGUUUUAUCACCAAUCGAUCAUGAUGAUCACGAUCUAUCGCCUACCAAGUAA